AUCGCUCUCCGCUCUCGAAUCUCCUCCAACAAGGCCGUGACCCUUCGCGAAACCCAACUAGACGCCGUAAUGCGUCUUCGAGCCGAGAAUCAAGCCCGUCUCACCGACUGUAUCUCUCUUCAAUUCCGUCAGUUAUCUCAUGAGUGUUGCACGUUGUCCGAUAUGUGGCGUACUUGUUCUGAUGUCUUUUUCAAUGCAUGA
Molecule: messenger RNA, 201 nt
Organism: Caenorhabditis briggsae
Lineage: Eukaryota; Metazoa; Nematoda; Chromadorea; Rhabditida; Rhabditidae
Exons: 1
Source: RefSeq, a predicted model, not a curated record